Molecule: messenger RNA, 987 nt
Organism: Botrytis sinoallii
Lineage: Eukaryota; Fungi; Ascomycota; Leotiomycetes; Helotiales; Sclerotiniaceae
Exons: 1
Coding region: 1-987 (328 amino acids)
Source: RefSeq, a predicted model, not a curated record
AUGGCCCCUGUAUCUCCAUUACAGACAUCGCUCAGCCCAAGAAUACCUUCGACAGCCUUUGCUGCCACCUUUAAUCUCACCUUUACCACUUCAUCGGAUAGGAAACUAUCAAGACUUUCUUCGGCUGAAAAUCAACUCAAGGACAUGCUUGUCAACUAUAAGCUCGAACAACAGGGUUUUCCUCAGUAUUCAAGAUUCCCCCUCGAGAUUCAGCGAAAGAUCUGGAUACGUACACUCCCUGAUCCAAGGGUUAUCCCCAUUUCAUAUGACGAUAUCACCCAUGUUUGCCAGAGUACCAGUUCAGUUCCAAUAGCCUUGCACAUUUGUAGUACCUCUAGAAUUGAGGCACUGAGAUUCUAUUCGUUAUCUUUCGGUACCACGAACGGAAACGGCCGUAUCUACUUCAGAUUCGGUUUUGAUAUACCUCUCUUAUUGACCAAUAUCUUCGAUAGGACCCAACCUACUAAGCUGCCAGCUGAAAGGUUUGAAAGCUUCAUCAAUAGUACUCGGAACCUUGAAAGGCUUGAUGCAAUUGCUAUGAUACCCGGACUGAUCAAAUCGAUUUUUGGCCCUCAUCCGAGACCAUGCCCAUAUCUCUGCAACACAGUCGUCGAGAAGAUGCCAAAUUUGACGCAUCUGUUAUCUGCAAAUUGUACUAGGGAAACAGAUGAGCUACCUAUUGGUAUGUCUGGAUACCUUGCGGGUUAUAGGACCAUUGGCACCAAAGUAUGCAGUGAUCUAUCCUUAUCCAUGAAGGCUUAUGCACUGAAUGAAGACGCUCAACGCCGGACCGACAACUUCAAGAAGUUCUGGAAUGUUUAUUGGUGCCAGACUUAUCUAGAGCUGCAUGGCCUACCUUUAGUAUUGGUGCAGGAGAAGAACCUAGAAGUUGGUGAGGUCAGGCGAUUUUCUCGCAUAGGGGAUGAAUGGGGACAGUCCCCGUGGAUUCGAUCUGUGCUAGGCUAUUCCCGUCCAGAAGAGAUUUAA